Molecule: messenger RNA, 5444 nt
Organism: Myxocyprinus asiaticus (Chinese sucker)
Lineage: Eukaryota; Metazoa; Chordata; Actinopteri; Cypriniformes; Catostomidae
Product: E3 ubiquitin-protein ligase RNF165-like
Exons: 8
Coding region: 148-1083 (311 amino acids)
Molecular function (GO): zinc ion binding; ubiquitin protein ligase activity
Source: RefSeq, a predicted model, not a curated record
CGGAGCCACAGGAAGCGACGGCUGGGCUCGAUGAUUGGCUGAUAUUCUCUUUGUGUGCGGGGCAGCUGGCGUCUCAACUGCAUUUUCAAUGGUCUCGUGUUGUGAGGCGAAGGUGUCCAUGGGCAGUACAGCAACAAAGGAGCCAGGAUGGUGUUAGUGCACGUCGGAUAUCUGGUUCUUCCCGUCUUCGGUUCCGUAAGAAGUAGAGGAGCACAUUUUAGCAGGCAGCAGCAUAGUCAUGCUACCUCCUGCCGGCAUUUUCAUCUGGCUGCUACAGCAACGGCGCUGCCUGCUGAGUUCCCACCCCCUCCCCUCGCCCCGCCUCAAUACCAGGAAGUCCCGCCCCCUUUCCUACCUCAGGCCUUACAGCAGCAAUACCUCAUCCAGCAACAGCUACUGCAGCGCAGACGCACACAGGAGCGUGUCCCACUGAACACGCAUCGGUUACGCCCAGGAUAUGAAUAUGCUCCGCCCCUCCAUGUCCCACAGCCAAUCCCACAGCAGCCCAGAUACCUUGCGGAGGGCACAGACUGGGAUCUGAGUGUGGAUGCAGGUGUCCCUCAUCAGUAUCCUCUGCAGCAGCUUCCUCAACCCUACCAACACUACCUGGCCUCUCCCAGAAUGCAUCACCUUCCCAGAAACACGUCCUCCACCCAGGUGGUUGUCCAUGAGAUAAGGAACUAUCCGUACCCACAGCUCCAUUUGCUGGCUCUACAGAGCUUGAGUCCCAGCCGACAUGCAUCUGCUGUUCGAGAGAGCUAUGAGGAACUGUUGCAGUUGGAGGAUCGAUUGGGAAGUGUCAGUCGAGGAGCUGUGCAGACAACCAUAGAGAGAUUCACCUUCCCUCACAAAUACAAGAAGCGGAAGCCGCUGGAUCUAAAGUUGUGUGAGAGUGAGGAAGAGUCUGAUGUGGAUGAGAAAUGCACCAUCUGUCUUUCCAUGCUGGAGGAUGGAGAAGAUGUCAGGCGGUUACCUUGUAUGCAUUUAUUCCACCAGGCAUGUGUGGAUCAGUGGUUGGCCACCAGCAGGAAGUGUCCCAUCUGCAGAGUGGAUAUCCAGACACAGCUCACACCCGAGAGCUGAAACACACACAUGAACAAAUAACAUGCUCUCUUUCGCUCUUAUAAAACACAUUCAUUUACAUAUAUCUCUAUACAGAUGUAGGAGAAACCCUGUUUGCAGGGUUUGCAUCCAAAACACAGCUCACACACACUGUAUAUUACAUACACAUGUUUGUGUACAAAUCAUGCACUCCACAAGAAUGAGCCAUUCAACACACACUAAAAACACACUUACACGCUUUACUGAGCCAAUGAGAAUAACUGACACUACACACACUAACACACAAUGGUAGAGCUUACUAAAGGGUCUGUUGUGAAGAGUGAUGCUGUUUGUAGGGAAAUGGUGUGUGUUCGUAGCAUAUGUGUGUGCAUCUGUGCAAUUCUUUAAGCCAUGAACUUUACUAAAGACCCUCAGCUUGUAUACAAUACACGCACAGUCACUCACACACUAAUUAACGAUAGUACACACACGCAUACACAUACUUGUGUAUAUACAUGAUGAAGCUCUUGGCGGAUAAGACACUGACAAAUCUAGCUGCUGGAGUGUGUGUGUAAGUGUGUGUGUCCGCUGAAUAUCUGAUCUGCAAUACUGCUUUAGUCUUACACACUGGAGCUAUUUCACUAUUUUGGUGUGUGUGUAUUGUAUGUGUGCUAGUGGGUGAAUCUCAUGAAACCUGUUGAGAACAUGUCAUAGUUCAGCCCAAAAUCAAAAGGAAAGUAGGGAAAAAAUGAUAUUUUCCUUAAAGGUGCACUCAGUAAUUUUUUCCCCCAUUAAAACAUUUUUACUCCUAAAGAAAUGAAUUGGAAUUUUGAAACAUAUUUAUAAAAUCAUGACCACACCUGUGAGAUGAAGAGUUCAGUCAUAUCAGUAACCUCAUAAAUGUUGAUUUAUUCUACAUGGGGGAGGGGCGCCUCAUGGGAGCUGCCAUUAUAGAAUCACAUGACCAGCUGAAUACUGCUCGCUUAAUCUCAGUAACCGUCCUGUUACUGGACACUUUCACUCAUGGAUUAAAUGAAUCCUGGCUGAUUGUGAAUAGUGAAUUUCUUCAAUGGCAUCUGGAACUGAAAACUAUUGAUUUUGAAUGAUGCUGCAUCCACACCACUAGGUGUCACUGUAAGUACAAGAUGACACAAACAAAAGUUACUGAGAAUACCUUAAAAGAAAAUGAAUCCUAAUAUGAAGAUUUCUUUUUGUUUUUUUGCAUUUUGGCAUUAUUUUACUGACAUUUAAGCACAUUUCCUCCAAUUCAUACUGUAAUGCAAAAUAAUGCAUUUGCUGCAUUACAAUAAUCAGAAUAAAAUUAGAAUUACCAUUGAGAAUAAUGAAAAUUACCAAAAAAAAAAAAAUGUCUGCACACAUUACAGCAAUGAAAAUGUAGUGGAAAUGUGUUUAAUUGUAAUGAAAAUAAUGUCAAACAAUGCAAAUAUACUAAUACAGGCUUCAUUUUCGUUACGCAAAAUGUAAUUUCUUAUUUUUUUAUUUUUUUAUUUUGGUGUGAAAUGUGACCUGUACAUGUUUUCUUGAGAUUUACCCUAAUAUUUUAUGGGUCUUGGGUUAGCUGUGCACAACGGUGCAUGUAGAAAAGCCAAAAAAGAACACACAGACUGAAAAAACGAAAAGACAACAAAUAAAAACAACUCUCAUCACUCAUUUCAAAGACAGCAGGAGGAGGGCUGUUGUCCUAAAAAAAAAAAAACGCUCCAGGAAAAAAUGUAGGUGGAGAAUGUUGUGAUUGGUGGAUUCAUGUAGAUAGGCGCAGUAGUAGUUGCAUGCAUCUGUGCUUGGGUUGUUAUUUCAAGGUACACCUGGAAGUGUGUGCAUAGCAGUAUGACACUGCAUGAAUGUGUAUUAGCUCCUUUAAGCUGUGACGAUCUGUAACAUUAUCAGACUCAUGUAGCUUGUGUGCAUGCGUGUACGUAUGCGCGUGCGAGAGAGAGAGAGAGACCCUGCCAUGACCUUUGACCCUAAAUGCCUACUGAAAAAAGCACAUGUGAGCAUCGCUAAAGUGCCCGGCCUCACUCUGGUGCUGCGCUGCCAUGGUUAUUGUAUUUAUUAUUGGUAUUUAAAACAUGCAGUGUUUGGAGGGGGGGCGGGGCUUGUGCGUGUCCAACCAUGUUCUUGUGUGACAGGUCUCCCCUCGUGGUUGCUAUGCUGGUUGCUAUGCUGUAUUUCUAGAACUAAAAUGUAGAAUGUUGUGUGAUAGAGGACCAUCCAACAACAGCACACAAGUGGGAUCGAGACAGGUCAGAACUGACGAAAAACGUUACGCCGCAGAAAUAAUCUUAGUCCCCUAAGGCCCGAAACAUUCUCUAAGCAAGUACAUGAUCGCAAACUGUUCAUUUCACAUGUUGUUUUGUUCCGAAAUGUGUCAGAACGCAAUUCAUAAUGCGACGCAAAUACACUUUCCAUUCUCGGCUGUAUCGGCAUUAGCGUAAACUGUAUUUUUCUACAGUCACUUUCAAUUAAAAACUGUUAUGGUGAAGCAACUGUUUGAAGGGAAUCUUGCAAAUAAUAAUAGCGCAUUAAAUUUACUGGCACAUACAUCUUUCGAACGUAACGCCAUCGCCCCCUUGAGUGUUAAAGUUUGUUACUGCGGCAGUAAUGCAAAAUGCACGUUAAGUAUGCACAAUGUAACCGCGCUCGCAAUGCGUUUGUUGAGCAUUUGCGUCUACGUACUUGCGGAAAAAAUUUCUGACCUUAAAACUUUAGCUUUGAGAAAUGUUACAUAUUAGAAAAUGUAGAAAAGAAUAGUGUUUCGCUUAUAAGUUCAUUUUACUUAGUAUGUAAAUUUGACCUAAAAACAGGUAGGGGGUUAAAAUUUACAGAGAGUAAUACAAACUUGAAUUCAAACAUUUCGACAGCUAUGUCGGUUUUCGUCCAGUGAAAUAAAAAAGGCCUGAAUACCGUAUUUGUUUCAGCCAAUGAGCUGCGGUUUUUGCCUGUGUGUUGACUCCUCCCCCUAAUGUUCUGUAUGCCGACUGGUGGAUGAUAGCGCACGUUGAUCGUUUACACAGAGUUUGAAAUGCCUUAAGUAUUUAACAAUCAUAAUUUAUUACUAACUGUAGAUAUUGUGGGUGCGUAUUUAAUUCUGUAUAGUUUCAUUUUUUUGCAAUUGAAUCAUAUUUUAUUUAUUUAGAAAUAACACAAAAUGAUUAAAACUCUUACCUCAUGUUUGAGUUUGUUUGCGGGAAUGCUUCGCAUGCGGUAGGUCGUGUUCGUGUGUGUUUCUCCCUUUGGUGCUGUGACCUUACUGACAUUCCGCUUGCUGAUUGGUCAGACACGGCAGCGGAGUGGGAGUAUUCUGGGUUUCGAUUCGCUGUCCUGUUUGCACUCUUAGAUUUCCAAGGCCACCCUCUCACUGGCAUCAUUUUAACCACUCUGGCAACCUUUGCGACACAAUCUUUCUCUAUCUCUCUUCUCUUUUUAUUCCCCUAUUUUUCCUUUUCUCUCUUUAAGUCUUUCUCGCAUUGUUGAUGUUUAGUUCUUUUCCUUGAAGAGCUUUUCCUUGUUAAUGUUUACAUCUACUUUUUCUAACGCAUUCGUCUCUCUUAACGUCUUGAAGAGCCUUUUCUUAAAUUGUUAAUGUUUACAGUCUCUCUGUGUCCAGUGCACAAUCUUUAUCUCUCAUUCCUUGUGCCUAUUUCUGUUAAAUUCUCGUCAUCUCUGAUUUAGUCAGUAAGCGUCUCACGCUGACCUUUCCAGGGCAAACAUUUUUCUUCCUUGUUCACUUUGCCAAUCUCUCUCUCUCUCUCUCUCUCUCUCUCUCUCUCUCUCUCUCUCCCUGUCUGAGGACUUAACUCUCCUCUCAUGGCAGGGUCAGGACUAACAGAGUAUAAUAAAGCACAACAGAUUUAAAAUGCAUGUUUUUCUCAGGUUUGAAUAUAUACAUGACUAAAUAGAAAUAUACAGCUAAAUAGAGAAAAUAAAGACUAGUGCAUAUGUUCUACUAAUGAUAUUAGAUGAUUGAUUUUUUUGCUGCUGCUUGCAUUUGAAAAACAAACACACACAAACACACAAAGUCAUAAAUAAUAAAGUUGUCCUAAAAGUGCCAGUGACAGGGGUGCCGCGUGCUGUGUUUUUUCACUUUUUCUAGCAGAAUAGAGACUAUUUAUCAUUCAUAUUAAAGCAAUAGCGCCUCCUGCUGGUGUGACUGCUAGUACAUAACUGGUCGAGUAUAAAAAUGUCUGUGUAAAAUGAUAGAAUUCUCUUUUGGUGGAAUUUUUUGUACCUUAUUUAUUACUACUACUAAUGAUGAAUUUAAAAGUGGCAUCUCUAAAAUGUUUUUGGUUUUGUUUGGUUUUUGUUUUCAUUUAGUUUAAUUUCAAAGCUUGUACAUUAUCACUUUUGUAUGUGCUCAUUUUGUAAUAAAAAUUGUUAAAAUG